This is a messenger RNA of Ilex paraguariensis (yerba mate), 1023 nucleotides long. The record is from the annotation of a GenBank genome assembly. Lineage: Eukaryota; Viridiplantae; Streptophyta; Magnoliopsida; Aquifoliales; Aquifoliaceae.
CUUCUUUUCAAUCAUAGCUUUCUCCCUCAAGUAAUCCUCUCGUUUCAUUUCCUAUCUCAUUAACUUUUCUCUAUCCAUCCAUUAAAAUCCUAAGGUUUAAGUUUAAUUAGGGUUUCUCCCCAAACCUAGAACUGAAACUCGGACCUAACAAUGCAACAACCACAACCUCCCACCUUGAACUCUGCACCUCCAUUUCCUUCAAACUCCAUCACCACCGAGCAGAUUCAAAAGUACUUGGAUGAGAAUAAACAGUUGAUUAUGGCGAUUCUGGAAAACCAAAACCUUGGAAAACUCGCCGAGUGUGCCCAGUACCAAGCACUGCUUCAGAAGAAUUUAAUGUAUUUAGCUGCAAUUGCUGAUGCCCAACCUCAAGGAUCAACAUUGCCGUCUCAGAUGGCCCCGCAGUCUUUUUUGCAGCAAGGGAACUACAUACAGCAAACUCAAUCUGCAACACCUCAGCAACAGCAAGGUGUUCCUGUUUCAAAGUUGCCUUUCCAACUUAAUGCCCUUCGACCUCAAGAUCAACAACAGCAGCUACUCCACUUCCAGCAACAGCAGCAAAUUCAAGCCCACAUGAACCUGAGAUCAAAUGCCAACAAUGGCAUGCAUCAGGCCAUGCAACCUGGACUUGGCACAUCAGGCAGUUUGGUGGAUGCACGAGGAAGCAAACAAGAUGGUUCAGAGGCUGGUUCUGGUGAUGGCCUAGGAACAUCUGCUUCUGAACGAGGCAGUAGGGAUGCACAAUCGUAAGUUUCACAUGAAGCUGUUAAAUGGUCAAGCUUGUUUCUUCAUUUCUCCAAUGGUUUAUGGCCCCUUGCACUUCUUGAGUAAUGGUAUACCUCAAUUAUGUGGGAAUGAAUGAGCAAAAAACAAGCGGCAUCUUUUUUCUCUUUAAGUUAUCAUAGAAUGGUAGUAUUAGUGUUGCAGUUUAUGGUCCUUGUGACAUUAUGGUGUGUUUGCUUUAGUUACUUGUUUAUGUGAAACCAUUUAAACAAGUGCAACAAUACAAUCUUUCAAAUUCUA